Messenger RNA from Drosophila montana, 972 nucleotides. RefSeq names its product homeobox protein abdominal-B-like. Bases 1 to 972 code for a protein of 323 amino acids. The record is from RefSeq and is a predicted model, not a curated record. The transcript is spliced from 2 exons. Lineage: Eukaryota; Metazoa; Arthropoda; Insecta; Diptera; Drosophilidae.
AUGUCAUGGGGGCAGCCCCAGUCCAGUCCCAUGGAAACCUCGGCCAUAGAUGGCGCUGCUGUGCGGCAGCUCGGGUCGCACGCCGCUGCCGGGGCUUGGUGGGGGCCACAUCAUACACAUCCACAUCCGCACCCCCACCCCUCAACGACUGGCGCCUCGGCGGUCGCGUUGCACCACCAGCAACAGCAACAGCAACAACAGCAACAACAACAGCUUCAGCAACAGCAAUUACAACAGUCCGCGCAGCAUCUGCAGCAACUGCAUCACCAUCCGCACCACCACCACCACCUGCCUCAGACCCAGCCUCUGCAUCAUCACCUGCAGCACACGGUCGUGUCGUCCGCCUCGGUUGGAUUGUCCACGCCAACCUCUGUACUCCAGCAGCAGCAACAGACGACGCCAACAACACAUUCCACGCCCACGCAUGCAGUUAUGUAUGAGGAUCCACCACCCGUGCCAAUUGUGCCCGUGCAGCAGCAGCAACAGCCGCCUCUUCAGCAUCUGCCCCCGCCACAGCAGCAACAGCAACAACAACAGAUUACAACCACACCCGUUGGCAGUGCCCUUAGUCCCGCCCAGACGCCGACUGGCCCCACUGCACAGCAGACGCAGCACCUCACAUCACCUCAUCAUCAGCAACAACAACAACAACAGCAACAACAGCAGCAGCAACAACAGCAGCAGCAGCAGCAACAACAGCAGCAACAACAGACGCCUAAUAGCGUCUCUAGUGGCGCCUCCUCAAGUCUCCAACAGCAACAGCAACAACAACAACAAAACUCGGUUGUGGCGUCAGCCCAAAGUCAAAUUGUUGCGCCAACAACGGCGAGUGUCUCUCCCUCCAGUGUCAGUUCUCAGCAAGCAGGUGAGCAGUCGAAAAGUUCACGUUUACCGUUUCGAGUUGCCUUUCGAUCACUUUAUGCCCUAUCCACUGUAAAGAAAUCCAAAGCUCCCAUAUACUAUAUAAGCUAG